AUGUCUCUGUCUAGAAUCGUUCUCGCAAGCGCGCUGUGCAGCGUCGCGCAAGCAGCACAGCCUGGCGCGGUGCAGCCCGUCGCUGCCCCCAUGCGCGACCUAACUUGGGGCAAGCUCAACUUCCUUCACACGACCGACACGCACGGCUGGCUCGGCGGUCAUCUCCAAGAACCACAGUACUCUGCUGAUUGGGGCGACUAUGUCUCUUUUGCGGAGCACAUGCGUCGACAGGCCGACGACAAGGGCGUUGACCUUUUACUCGUGGAUACAGGUGACCGCGUCGAGGGCAACGGCCUGUACGACGCCUCCAGCCCGCAGGGCCUCUUUACGUACGACAUAGUUCGCGAGCAGUCGGUCGAUCUGUUGUGUACCGGUAACCACGAGCUCUACCAGGCACCGACGGCCGACCGCGAGCACGCCAUCACCGUGCCCAACUUCAAGCACAACUACAUUGCCUCCAACCUCGACUACUUGGACGACAAGACAGGGACACAGGUGCCGCAGGCUCAGCGCUACCGCAAGUUCACAACGAAAAAUCAGGGCCUCAACAUUAUCGCGUUCGGCUUCAUCUUUGACUUUACCAUGAACGCCAACAAUACCGUAGUCCAGCCGGUCGAGGAUACGGUCAAGGAGGCCUGGUUCCAGAAGGUCCUCAGCGAAGAGAAGCCGGAUGCUUUUGUCGUCAUCGGUCAUGUUGGCCUGCGCAUGCCUGAGUUCAAGGCCAUUCUCAAGGCCAUUCGUGCACAGAGCUGGUUCACACCCAUUCUCUUCUUUGGUGGGCAUGCCCACGUUCGUGAUGCCCUUCGCUUUGAUGCAAACUCGUAUGCCUUGGCCAGUGGGCGCUACAUGGAAACCAUCGGCUGGGCCUCAGUCGACGAGAUCAAGAAGAGGGAUAAGGCGGCAGACGACACAGUCUCAACCGCCGCUUCUGUCAAGUACUCGCGCAGCUACAUCGACAACAAUCUCUACGGCUUGCACCACCACACAGGCCUCAACUCGACGACUUUCCCGACCAAGCGCGGCAAGCACGUCAGCAGCAUGAUCGAUCGUGCGCGCACGAGCCUCAAGCUCGAUCACCAGUUUGGCUGCGCGCCGCGCGACCUGUGGAUGAGCAGGGCUGAAUACCCGAGCAACAGCAGUCUCUACACAUGGCUCGAGACGGAGGUGCUGCCAGACGUGAUCAAGAAGCCGCACGACGACAAGCCGCGUCUUGCCAUCAUCAACACGGGCACCAUGCGAUUCGACAUCUUCGAGGGCCCCUUCACACAGGACAGCACUUAUAUCGUGUCGCCGUUCAUCAGCAAGUUCCGCCUCGUCCGGAAUGUGCCCUACGCCGUCGCCCGCAAGGUCAUCACCCUCCUCAACACGGGCGACCACAUCUUCGAGGCCGACCUCGACACGCGCUUGCUGAACCUGCCCGAGGCCAUGGCUGCUAAGGACCUCUCCGUCGACAACGACGCGCCAUUCUCACCCCAGUCUGACUUGCGAGGCAGCGACGGUCAGCAGCAGCCGUUGAGCGACCGUCCAGCCCUCAUUGGCGGUUACACCACGAAGGACGGCCUCGGUUCCGACGGCGACGACACGGAGCACACGCCCCUCAAAUUCUACGCGCAGCCCAACUGCGUGCAGGCCGAGGUCGGCUUCCCCGCGGACGCUAGCGAACCCGAGACGGUCGACGUUGUCUUCCUCGACUUCAUCCAGCAGUGGGUCAUCAUGGCGCUCAAGUUCAGCGGCGGCGAGUACAGCGACCGCGACGUGGACAAGUGGGACGACGAGACGCUGACGUUCAAGAUGGCCAAGUGGAUCGGCGAGAACUGGAAGGGAGAGUGUUGA
Messenger RNA from Verticillium nonalfalfae, 1833 nucleotides. RefSeq lists its product as uncharacterized. Gene Ontology annotation, biological process: nucleotide catabolic process. The transcript has a single exon. Bases 1 to 1833 code for a protein of 610 amino acids. NCBI's taxonomy places the organism in Eukaryota, Fungi, Ascomycota, Sordariomycetes, Glomerellales, Plectosphaerellaceae. Gene Ontology annotation, cellular component: cytosol. Gene Ontology annotation, molecular function: hydrolase activity. The record is from RefSeq and is a predicted model, not a curated record.